Drosophila virilis is the source of this 1075-nucleotide messenger RNA. NCBI's taxonomy places the organism in Eukaryota, Metazoa, Arthropoda, Insecta, Diptera, Drosophilidae. The record is from RefSeq and is a predicted model, not a curated record.
GCGCGGCAAAUCAGCGAGAGGCAACAACAAAACAAUAACAAACAUUAAGACGUUGUCCAGGGAAACGGCGCAGUUGAGGCAACCCAGCAUUAGCAUGGAGAAGGUCGCUAGCAAACAAUACGAAUCGAAAAUCUGGCCAGAUAUUGUCGAUAGCGAUGACAGCGAUGUGGAAAAUGAAAUAGAUGUUGACAAAUUGCCCCCACUGGAGGUGGGGCCCAAUGAGAACCGCCUGCAGCACACAUACUGCCUCUGGUUCUCCCGGAAGGGCACACAACGAGCGGCCACCGACUAUAGCAAAUCGCUGCAUGUGGUCGGGCGCUGUGCCAGCGUGCAGCAAUGGUGGUCACUCUACUCGCAUCUGAUACGGCCGACGGCGCUGAAGCCCUAUCGGGAGUUGAGUCUCUUCAAACAGGGCAUCAAGCCGAUGUGGGAGGAUCCGGCGAAUAGUAAAGGCGGCCAGUGGGUCAUACGUUUGCGAAAGAAUAAAAUUGAGCGCGCCUGGGAGAACGUCUGCAUGGCCAUGCUGGGUGAGCAAUUUCUGGUUGGCGAUGAAAUCUGCGGCAUUGUGCUGCAAACAAAGUAUCCGAUGAAGCCCAAGCUGAAAAAGGCAGCCCAACCAGAAGGUGCAACGGUCACGUAGCGCCAGUCAGGUGUGUGCCAGGAUCCAGUCGGAGCAGCAGCAGGAACAGAAGCCCGAACAAGGAGAAGAGCCUGCUGCUGACUAAUUAACGCGUGCGGAACGCGGAGCUGGGCGAAUGAAUGGGAUGUCACGCCCACGUCGAACUCGUCCGCAACCAGCUAGACGCCCACAGUUGGAAAAUUAAGUUUAACCAAGUUGGAAGCUUAGCAAUUGGCCAUUUACAAAAUGCGAUGAGAGCAGCGAUGGGAGAGAUGGGGGAGGGGGCGGUUGAUUUAAUUUUGGGUAGCUGGAAUCGGGCGAAGGAGCUCUUAUGAAAAUAUUCGUGGCACGUGUUGCCCGUGCAAUGUUUUGUCGCUCGACAACAACAAACUCUCAAUUAACUAAUCUAGCAUCUAAUUACAACAACAACAACAACAACAAGUUUACAUAUAUUAU